AUGGAUCAGAAUGAGGCAUUUGCGAGGAAUAGAAAGGAGGAUGCAAAUGGAGAUGGGGUUGGGGUUGAGGAUGGGAGUGAAAUUGUUACCGGAAUUUGGAAUCAGAGCAGCUCAAGAGGCACUAAACAUGUUCGUUUUGAAUUGGGGGGCUCGAGGGGUACGCACGGGGGGUAUGCGGGCUCGGGAUCGAAUUCGGGUGCUGUGAAUGGUAUAUGUGAUAUGAAUGAUACGGGUGGUAUUACAUAUACUCCAUUUCCGCUAGGUGCUCUGGGCCAUUCGCAGCAGGACUCUUGUGAGGAUGGAAAUGGAAAUGGAGGUGGAAAUAGAGGUGGAAGUUCACAGAAUAUAAGUCGGGGGAUUGGAGCGAUUGUUCGGACUCAAAUGCAAGAUUUGGAUCCAGAUCAAGAUACUGGUACUCGAUCUGAUUCUCAAAGUUCUACCCAACAUGGUGGAUAUUGUCAAAACAUGAACACAAAUCAUACGUCUCCGUUUCAAGCUCAAACUCAUGCUCAAACUCAUGCUCAAAAUCCAUAUACUCAAAUCAGUUCUCAGCAUCAUCACCAACAUCGAUCAAACGCUCACAGAAGUAGCAAUGAACGUUCCCAGCACAUGACUGUAACUGGAAAUUAUAUAUCUCCCGUUCAAGCUCAAGCUCAAGCUCAACUUCAACUCCAAAUCACACACCAAGCUCAACCUCAAUCUCAAGAUCCACGUACCAAUACUCAAUUCAGCGAAAACAACUUGUCAAAUACCCUUCAAACCGGUAUCCCAGACGAACGAGAAAUAUUAAUCCAACAACAAAUGCAUCUAUACAAACAAACUGGGAAUUUAAUGGCAACUAUGUUCCAAGCCAAAAUUCAAAAAGCAAGAGAGAAACGGGAAGCAGAUCGUCGAAUAGAGCAAAAUAUGCGUGCCCACAUUUGGCGAGGCCGAAUGGGUGCCAACUUGUGGAUGCGAGAGGGAGAGGGGAGUGGAGGUGGGGGUCUCAAUACGGAUAUGGGUGUGCAACAUAAACGUCAUUACUCGUAA
Molecule: messenger RNA, 1029 nt
Organism: Sclerotinia borealis F-4128
Lineage: Eukaryota; Fungi; Ascomycota; Leotiomycetes; Helotiales; Sclerotiniaceae
Source: the annotation of a GenBank genome assembly